AUGCAGCCCAAACCACCGGGCAGCCGGUUGAAACCGGUUGCUGAUACGCUGGAGAGUGUCGGAUUUGUGUCAAAGGGGGACAAGAAGCUGUUGAACCAUCGAGCUCAAAAUGAAUACUUCAACAAGAUCAAAGACCGCUACGUGAAAUUCUGCGUCGAUAACAAAAGCAACCUUGAAGCUGCAUUAAUAUCAAUGCCUACGAGCGCCUCGGGUGAUGCAACCUCCAAUCCGCCAGCUGCUCUGCCAUCCGCGAAGCAAAGCACCGUCGAGCGAACCAUUCCGUCGCCGUCGUCAGAGCUGUCAACUCUCCUACUCUCGUUGCGAAAGCUUCGUGAAGCUUUACUCGCUACAGCUAAAGAGACACCCGUGGAUUUCAUCCAACGCGUUUACGCCUUCUCAAUCCAAUUGGCAGUUCGCGCUCGGCACCCGCCGUCGUACUUCCCGUCCUUACGCUAUAGUCUCGAGAAAUUGCAUACGCGAUCCCAUCCGCUGAAUCAAUCGGACUUGGAAGACGUGAUCUCCUACUUGAUACUCGACUAUGCCUGCCGACAGGAUGAUAUGCUGUCUGCCUUCGAGCUGCGCGCGCGUGCGCGCAGAGACUUUGCCUUCUCCGACCAAGACAUUGAUCAAGUUCUUGUCGCAUUGAUGCAUGGUAACUGGGUCGUCUUCUGGCGAGUGCGAAACUCCGUCGACUGCUUCAGACAAGCCAUCAUGGACUGGGCCAUGGCUCAAAUGCGCCGGCGCGCCCUCAAAGCCGUUGGUAGUGCGUAUCUCAGCGUGCCGGUUGAUUGGGUAUUGGGUGAAUGCAUAGGAUUCGAUGAGGGCUGGACAUGGGAAAAGCUGGUCGAACACGAAAAUCUCGGCUGGGAAAAGGACGGCGAGAAUAUCAUCAUCAGGCGCCCAAAGACACGAACUCGGUUGAAUCCAGAGGCAGCGCCCGUCAAUAAGGCCGAGUCUUAG
Molecule: messenger RNA, 960 nt
Organism: Penicillium diatomitis
Lineage: Eukaryota; Fungi; Ascomycota; Eurotiomycetes; Eurotiales; Aspergillaceae
Exons: 2
Coding region: 1-960 (319 amino acids)
Source: RefSeq, a predicted model, not a curated record